AUAGAGAAAUAUGGCGACGAGAUCAACUGCGCAAGAAGAAAUGUUAUCAACACAAGAAAAGUUAAUCCUCACUGGACAGUUUAUCAAGAUAUACUGGAAAAUAUUGUUUGCAAUAACCUGGGCUUUGAUACUGAUUCCACCUCUGCUCGCUUAUAAUUAUCCGGAAACUAGAUGCGCCUACACUGUAUUAGUGAUGGCUGGAUAUUGGAUCACUGAAUGUUUCCCCAUGGCAGUUACCUCGUUGGUUCCACUGGUGUUAUUCCCAAUAUUUGGAAUAUUAAGCACAGCAGAUACUUGUGCUUGUUACAUGAACGACACUAUAAUGGUGUUCAUAGGAGGUUUGGUUCUUGCUGUCGCAAUUGAACACAGUAAUUUACAUCUACGAAUCGCCCUUGGGGUGAUGAGAACAGUCGGCUGUACUCAUGGAAAAUUACUUGGCGGUCUUUGUGUUGUAACUACUUUCAUAUCCAUGUGGGUUUCAAAUACUGCAGCAACUGCCAUGAUGGUGCCAAUCAUAUUUGCAGUUUUGAAUGAAUUAGAACAGGUGCGAUAUCUAAUUUUAUUCUCUUCUCUUUUUAAUUCUCUUCUUGUGUUACUUAUCAUGUUCUUUUCAGGCUGGACUCUGCCACGUCUUCGAAGAGGUACCGAUUCCUCCGGGAUCAACGGACCCACCGUAAGAUAUGAAACGUCUGAUUCUAACAUUACACAUCAUAGGGAACGGGAACCGACCAGGAUAACGAAAGCUUAUUUAAUGGCCGCAGCGUACUGUUCAACUUUCGGAGGUACAGGAACGCUCGUAGGUACCGGUACUAAUCUCACUUUCAAAGGUAUUUUCGAAAGCACAUUUCCUGAAUCCGAGGGAAUUAGUUUCACGCAGUGGAUGAUAGCACAAAUGCCACAAAUGAUUAUUAAUACCUUUUUAACGUGGCUAUACCUUCAGCUAAUGUUCAUGGGUUUAUUUAGACCCCAUAGCAAAGAUGCACAGAUAGCGAAUAUUGGAACCGAAGGAGAAACGAUUACUAAUCAAGUAAUACAGGAAAGAUACAAAGAACUAGGUGGCAUUACGUUUCACGAAGCAGCAGUUUCUGUCCUUUUUAUUACCUGUAUAUUUUUAUGGUUAUUCCGAAAACCAGGCUUCAUACGAGGAUGGUCUGAAGCAAUAACAGAAAUGUUAAAUAUUUGUUUACAUACGGUUCAUUUAUCUCUCAUAAUGAAAAAGAGCUCGCGCACGUAUAAAUACAUAUUCACUGUGCACCUUUACUCAUCUAUGAUUUUCAUUAACAGAGAUGUUCGAGAUUCAACGCCUGUUAUAUUCAUAUCUAUCAUGAUGUUUUUCAUUCCGAAAAAUUUGGAUUUUCUUCGUAGCUACAACAAAGACCCCGGUGAGAGACCCGUCAAAUCUUCAGAAGGUUUGGUCACAUGGGACGUGAUCCAAAGAAACAUGCCUUGGAGUUUAAUGUUCCUUUUGGGCGGUGGAUUCGCGAUAUCCAGAGGCAGCAUUGCUUCCGGUUUGGCAAAAAAGAUCGGCGAGACGUUGGUACCGCUACGAUACUUGCCCCCUAUAUUGAUCAUGCUGUUUGUUUGUUUGUUUAUUGGCACUAUUACGGAGUUCACUUCCAAUGUCGGUAUCGCAAACAUUACUUUACCAGUCGUUGCACAAAUGUGUGUUGCAAUGGAGAUGCAUCCCAUGUAUUUAAUGGUACCAGCUGCUAUAUCAUGUUCUUACUCUUUUCGAUUACCAGUUGGUACACCCCCAAAUGCAAUCAUAUCAGUCGUCGGGCAACUUCCAACCAAAUGGCUAAUAAUAGGAGGUUGCGCUCCUUCUAUAUUCGCUCUCAUAGUAAAUAUUACUUGCUUUGCUAUAUGGGGUACUUUAAUUUUUGAUGUCAAAGGAUUUCCAGACUGGGCUAAAAGCAAUCACCCAGUCAAAGGAAACCCAUGAAAUUUAUUUAUUUCAAUCUUCCCUUUUUUCGUUCUGUCUUUUCUCUCAGUUCUCUUAUGCUUGUAACAUAUAUCGUGUUUCAUUCAUUUCU
Bombus pyrosoma is the source of this 2033-nucleotide messenger RNA. RefSeq names its product protein I'm not dead yet-like. The coding region runs from base 11 to 1942 and encodes 643 amino acids. The record is from RefSeq and is a predicted model, not a curated record. Gene Ontology annotation, biological process: citrate transport; monoatomic anion transmembrane transport. Gene Ontology annotation, cellular component: membrane. The transcript has 6 exons. Gene Ontology annotation, molecular function: succinate transmembrane transporter activity; citrate transmembrane transporter activity. Lineage: Eukaryota; Metazoa; Arthropoda; Insecta; Hymenoptera; Apidae.